Molecule: messenger RNA, 604 nt
Organism: Salvelinus sp. IW2-2015
Lineage: Eukaryota; Metazoa; Chordata; Actinopteri; Salmoniformes; Salmonidae
Source: RefSeq, a predicted model, not a curated record
UGGGUCUCCCCUUUCAGUUACACAGAGGGAGGGAGAGAGAGAGAGAGAGAGCCAGCUAGUGAGCCUGUGUGUUACAGAGGGAUACUGGGAGAGGGAGGAUAAUGUGUGUGUGUGGCCAAGGAAAAGGCAGGGUGUUUAAGAGUGAGAGAGGACAGAAGCAGAAGGUUUGAGAAAGACUAGUUUACUAGAGGGAGAAGUGUCAGCAAGAGGAAUAAAGUGUACAAAGAAAAAUAGGAAUACAGAAAGGGAGAGGGAGAGAGGGACAGAAACAAAAGUCAUAGCAGCUGCUUCAGACCAUCAGAGAACUGAGCCAAAGGGAACAGGAGAGAGUUUCUGCGUCAUGGGCAAAUCAGCUUCUAAGCAGUUUUCGGAGGAGGUGUUGCGGAGUCAUAAUGAGUAUCGUAGGAAGCACCAGGCACCCCCUCUGAAGCUGAGCAGCAAGCUGAGUAGCGAUGCAACUAGGUAUGCUGAGUCUCUGGCCAGCACACGGAUCCUGAAGCACAGUGUUGAGUCCAGUAAGGGGAGCUGUGGCGAGAACCUGGCCUGGGCCUCCUAUGACCAACCAGGUACACACACUCUAACCCGAUGACUCCUAAUGCUAUGA